Messenger RNA from Triticum dicoccoides, 1858 nucleotides. RefSeq names its product aldehyde dehydrogenase family 3 member F1-like. The record is from RefSeq and is a predicted model, not a curated record. The transcript has 10 exons. Lineage: Eukaryota; Viridiplantae; Streptophyta; Magnoliopsida; Poales; Poaceae. Gene Ontology annotation, cellular component: cytoplasm. Bases 16 to 1446 code for a protein of 476 amino acids. Gene Ontology annotation, biological process: aldehyde metabolic process. Gene Ontology annotation, molecular function: aldehyde dehydrogenase (NAD+) activity.
UCUGCCUCUGUUUCCAUGGGACGCUUUCAUGAGAGCUUGGGCAGCUUGCAAGAGGUGCGCGAGAGCGGCAGGACAAAGGACCUCGCGUGGAGGCGGUCGCAGCUCAGGGGACUCCUCAGGCUCCUCACCGAGAAAGAGGACGACAUCUUCGGCGUGCUCCAUGACGACCUCGGCAAGCACCGCGCUGAAUCCUACAGAGACGAGCUGGGACUUCUUGUCAAGUCCGUCAACCACACGCUCCGAAACCUUGAGAAAUGGGCGGCUCCAGAGAAGGCUCAGGCGCCGUUGGUUUCUUUCCCGGCGACCGCGCUGGUGGUGCCAGAGCCGCUCGGCGUUGUGCUCAUAUUCUCCUGCUGGAAUUUGCCAUUAGGUUUGGCUCUGGAGCCACUCUCCGGCGCACUAGCAGCUGGCAACGCUGUGGUUGUAAAGCCAUCUGAGCUAGCGCCAUAUACUGCAGCAUUCCUUGCUGCCAACAUACCGAGGUACCUCGAUCCUAGGGCUGUGAAGGUCGUCUUGGGUGGACCUGAAGUUGGAGAGCAACUCAUGGAGCUCAGAUGGGAUAAAGUUCUUUUCACUGGUAGUGCUCGUGUAGGGCGCACUAUCUUGACGAAAGCAGCAAAGCACUUGACCCCUGUCGUGCUUGAACUUGGUUCAAAAUGCCCAUGCAUUGUUGAUCAGCUAUAUAGUAAGAGGGAUAGGCAGAUUGCCGUGAAUCGCAUGGCGGGAGCGAAAUGGUCAGUUUGUGCCGGCCAAGCUUGCGCUGCCAUCGAUUAUAUCCUGGUCGAGGAGAAAUUUGCACCCAUCCUUAUUGGGCUACUAAAAUCAACAGUCAAGAGGUUUACCACUACACCAGAGUGCAUGGCCCGGAUCCUAAAUGCAAAGCACUUCCAGAGGUUAAGUAACUUCCUGGUGGAUGAUAAGGUGGCGGCUUCUGUGGUGCAUGGUGGUUCAGUGAACCCGAAGACCUUGACCAUUGAACCCACCAUAUUGUUAAACCCCCCACUCCAUUCCGACAUCAUGACCGAGGAGAUAUUUGGUCCACUGCUACCGAUCAUCACGGUAAAGAAGAUUGAAGAUAGUAUUAAGUUCGUCAAUUCGAUGCCGAAACCGCUCGCAAUCUACGCUUUCACAAAAAACGAGAAGUUGAAGCAUCGGAUUAUAGAUGAAACGUCCUCUGGGAGCGUCACGUUCAAUGACGCAAUUGUGCAGUACGCGGUGGAAGGCCUCCCAUUUGGUGGCGUCGGGGAAAGCGGAUUCGGACAGUACCAUGGCAAGUACACCUUUGAGCUUUUCAGCCACAAAAAGGCGGUGUUCAAGAGAAGCUUCCUGAUCGAGUUCAUGUUCAGAUACCCGCCGUGGGAUGACACUAAGACUGAGAUGUUGAGGCGUGUCUAUAAUACGAACUACAUACUUCUACUCCUCGGCCUGCUCGGCCUGAGGAGAUGACUGAAGAAACAAUCUGGACAAAAAGACCGGGGACGAGAGAGAGAGAGAGAAGCUACACCGUAUGCACCAAAGCAUAUGCAUUACAUAUUGCUUCCAUUCCAAAAUAUGCUGCGUCCGCGCUUUCCGAGGUUCAAUUUUGACCAUAAAUUUAACCAACAAGACCGACUGCAGCGGGAGAAAAAAAUAUUGAAAAAUUCUUUUGAAUACGAAUUCACUGGUAUAACUUUUGCUGCCGCCACAGUCGAUCACGUUGGUGAAAUUUGUGGUCAAAGUUGAAGCAUGGGAAUAGAGGAAGCACUAUAUUUUGGAAACGGAGGGAGUACAACAUAAGUUCUAUAUACUAUUUAAUUGGAUUGCAAAAUUGGAUUGUGUACAUGUGUAACCUAUUCCUAUAAAUGUUGUGAUUCCUCAA